AUGGACAUGCAUGAGGUCCACGUUGCCGCCACCGCUGCGGAUACGACGGCAACUGCGCAGCAACCCUCUGCAGAAUUGACUGCCACCGCUCCCUUCGCAGAAGAUCCGACUGUACACCCGAAUCCGCAGUCACCGCCAUCCUCGACAGUGUCUGGCACCUUCAGUAAAACUACUAGUGUAGCGGAGGCAAAGCGGGUUACUGCCACGCUGUCAACCGCAGCAGACUCGCUUGAGCCAGUGCUCGUAGGCAAGGUCGUGUCCGCAGAGCUCAGCGAAGCGCGCUCGACACGCCAGGCCUCUGACUUGAACGCCGUACAGAACGACACAGGCGCACCACGCCGAGUCCACAGCGGCGAGCAGAAGGAGUGCUUCCCACCCGCGACAUCGGCAUCGUUUUCCUCCUCUUCGAGCAGCAACAACGAUUCCAGCAAUGGGGAUGCCAACUUUGACCACAUAGAGCUCAUCUUCGACUUUGGCCGCUACGUCGGUCAGGUGGAUCCACUUACGGGCCUUCGUGAUGGUCACGGGUGCCAACACUACAAUAGCGGCAACGUCUACACCGGUGAGUGGCGUAACGGUGCCGCUGACGGCUUCGGUGAAAAGUGCUACAAGAACGGCGAUGUGUACCGCGGCAACUGGCGCCAGGGGAAGCGCUCCGGCCGCGGGGCCUAUCUCUUUGCACAGGGAGACUUCUACGACGGCAUGUACCUGGAGGAUAACCCGGAGGGCUAUGGCAUCUACACCACCCUCAAAGGUGACCGCUACGCAGGGCGGUGGAAGGCGGGGCACAAGCACGGCAAGGGCCGAGAGACGCUCGUAAAUGGGCAGGUGUUCGUCGGCAACUGGCGUAACGGCAAGAAGCAGGGUCGUGGAAAGUUGUACCUCCCUGGCACUGAGCGGUACAUCUACGGAAUUUGGAACAACGACAAGUUUUUCCGCGAGCUCACAGCCACCGAAAUGGGCGUGGAGGGCGAGGAAGACAUCGUCGACGAGUUCGGUGUCCCGCGCGACUCGUUCGCGCCACCGGUGGCGCCGCCAUGGAAGAAGCCGCCGCCCUCAGGUGGCGGCAUAACGGAUCACAUCCUCAUGGGGGUGACGGCGCUAGAGGACCGCAUGGAGUCGCUCGGCAGGGCGUUGGAGAGGGUGAUAAAUGAUGAUGACGGGGACAAGAACAUGCAGGCACCACCCACCGUGGCCGCUGGGACUGCCGAUUCAACGGCAGGUAGUGUAGCCUCCUCAGAGGAGUGCACUGGACUGCCGCUGGAUGGCUUCAUCGUUAACAACCCCCACAAGGGGGACGAGGAAUAG
This is a messenger RNA of Leishmania braziliensis MHOM/BR/75/M2904, 1308 nucleotides long. RefSeq lists its product as hypothetical. Bases 1 to 1308 code for a protein of 435 amino acids. The transcript has a single exon. Lineage: Eukaryota; Euglenozoa; Kinetoplastea; Trypanosomatida; Trypanosomatidae. The record is from RefSeq and is a predicted model, not a curated record.